Messenger RNA from Caenorhabditis remanei, 1620 nucleotides. RefSeq lists its product as uncharacterized. The coding region runs from base 1 to 1620 and encodes 539 amino acids. The record is from RefSeq and is a predicted model, not a curated record. The transcript is spliced from 7 exons. NCBI's taxonomy places the organism in Eukaryota, Metazoa, Nematoda, Chromadorea, Rhabditida, Rhabditidae.
AUGACAACUGCUCCCAUCGACCAGAUGGGGUACUCGACUCCUUCUGAGACUGAUUAUCGAUACGCAGAAAUGCGUGAAGCUACGGAACUUCGGAAACUCGCUGUUAAGCAGAAGAAAUUGGAAAAGAAGGGAAAAGGAUGCGCCGUUUCAGGGAAAACCAACGAGAACGCCAUGAAGGUCAAAGCGGCGAUAGCUAGGUGCCUGGAAUCUGAUGAGAAGAAGGAGAACCUUCCUGGCCCCCGUGCUGAAAAGAAGCCAAUAAACAGCCCGACACCAAAUCUCAUGAAUCUGAAAGACUGGAGUCCGUUUAAGUUGAAUCAGGAGCAACGUGACAACAUUGCUAUAGGUGUCUCUACUAUUGAAGAAGAUGAGGAGACAAAGCAUUUCAUUGUUUCCCAAUGGAAUAUUCGUGGUGGACACGGUAUAAUGCCAUCGGGGACUGGAGAAGACACUAUGAACCGGAAAUCACAGCUGGCGGAGGAAAUGUUGGAUGUCUACAUCAGAACUUGCAUCGGAAUGGUUUCCCGUCUUUCAAGAGGAGAGGAAAAAGGAAUUCGUGCUAUCAGAGUGAGUGUCUUCGAGAGAAUUUGUGAGAAUUCUUUCGAUGAGUUGUGGAGGAAUUCUGGAGAGCCGAGACUCGAUAAGAUACUCAAUGAGGAAUUCGAUGUCAUCAGAAGACAACUGCUUCAAGAGUGUCAAGCACUUGUUUUAGCAAGCGGGAAGGAUGGAGUUAUCACUAUGGGGAGACUGGAGGAAAUGGUGAAUAGCCACAAAACUUCUGAGACAGAGAAGAUCACAUCUACCUCUUCAACACUUUCCAAGGAAUCCAAUGCAUGCAAAAAGUGUUUCCGUUCAAGUGAGAGAUGCAAUGAAGCUAAACUAGAGGUGAAACUGGCGAAGAAUAAAGCGGAGAAGUAUGAGAAAAAGGCGAAGAGGACUGAUGAAUUGGAAAGAAAAGUGAAGGAGAUGGAGAAGGAGAUGAAACAAAUGAGACAGCAAGUAUUCAGGGUGAUCUGUUUCAAUGUGUUCUCAUCAAUAAGGCAAUGUCUCGAACAACAAAUCUCCACUCUGAAACAGGAAAAUGAGCAAUACUGUCUUAGUGCUCCACCAGUAGGCACUGACUGGAGACAGAAGCUUCUGGAAUUUCAGCAAAUCAAGGAUGACUUCAGCAAGGAUAGACGGUUGGAAGAAGCAAGGAGUAUGGUUGAGAGACUGAUCUCCACUUCUGAUUGUGCUGAAACCGAGAGUCUCGCAAUGUAUGAGCUCAACCAACUGGAGGGAUCUACUCGAAUUCUGAUGGAAGCUCUGGAAUUGAAUAUUCAAAAAAUUGAGAGAACCCAUGACUGCUCGGAUCUCCUCCCACUCUGGGAACUCCCCACCUUAUCCCAGGGAUUUCAGGAGAAAUAUCGACUUGAGAUGGAGAAAAAACCGUUGGAGUUAUCAGAAGAUACCCACUGUUUCAUUUGUUUUGAGAGAAAGAGAGAAGGACAUCGGAUUCUGAGAUGCAAGGGAUGCAAGAAGGAGGUUCAUGAGGAGUGUGGUAUCAAAUGGCUCAUGGCUAACCCGACGUGUGCAUUCUGUCGACGAAAAAUGGUUGUUCUGAAGAGAAAUUGGGCUUGA